Molecule: messenger RNA, 2346 nt
Organism: Cyphellophora attinorum
Lineage: Eukaryota; Fungi; Ascomycota; Eurotiomycetes; Chaetothyriales; Cyphellophoraceae
Product: putative E3 ubiquitin-protein ligase hulA
Exons: 10
Coding region: 1-2346 (781 amino acids)
Biological process (GO): ubiquitin-dependent protein catabolic process
Molecular function (GO): ubiquitin protein ligase activity; protein binding
Source: RefSeq, a predicted model, not a curated record
AUGCCUGAGCAGGACCUUCCCUCUGAGCCAAAUUUGAGAGUGACGAUCAUUGCCGCUGAUGGCCUAUAUAAAAGAGAUGUCUUUCGUUUCCCAGACCCGUUUGCCGUGGUCACCAUUGGAGGCCUGCAGACACGCACGACGUCCGUGAUCAAGAAGACGCUGAAUCCGUAUUGGAAUGAGGUCUUUGAUAUGAAAGCUGGUGAAGACAGCAUACUUGCAAUCCAGAUCUUUGACCAGAAGAAAUUCAAGAAGAAGGACCAGGGCUUUCUUGGAGUCAUCAACAUCCGCGUUGGCGAUGUGUUGGAUUUUGACGCUGGUGGCGAUGAAAUGCUUACCCGGGACCUGAAAAAGUCUACCGACAACCUCGUUGUACACGGAAAGCUGAUCAUUAACUUAUCGACCAAUCUCUCAACGCCGCCCACGAAUCAGUCGGCACGUCCGCCGGCAUCUCAGGGUGCCAUGAACGGGGGUGCAUUAGCGACUACCUCGAACAACUCCGCGCCUUCGAAUCGCACUAGUCCUGCGCCUUCGCGGACAACGACGUCGACCUCAGGUCCACCCAACGACCGUGGCCCUGCUCCUGCCAUCAAUGCCGCAAGCUCUUCCUCAGCCAACGGCACUGGACGCUCGGGAGGAUUUUCGUCGUUUGAGGAUGCACAGGGUCGUCUGCCAGCGGGCUGGGAGCGACGAGAGGACAACCUGGGUCGCACAUACUACGUUGAUCACAACACACGCUCGACUACAUGGACUCGACCCACGGCAGGCCUGAGUGAGGGCGAGCAGCGAUCGCGCAUAGAAGCCAACAUGCAGCAGGAAAGGCAACGACACCAGAACCGUAUGCUGCCCGAGGAUCGUACUGGAGCCAACUCUCCGAAUCUGCAGGAAGGCCGUGGUAGUUCUCCUUCACAAGCAAAUGCAUUGCAAAUGAUGGCAACUGGUGCCACAACGGCCGGCACAGGAGAGCUUCCAGCUGGCUGGGAGCAACGACAUACACCCGAAGGAAGAGCGUAUUUUGUUGACCACAAUACUCGUACUACCACCUGGGUCGAUCCCCGCCGGCAGCAGUACAUAAGAAUGUAUGGCGGAAGCCAGGCGAACUCGACAACCAUCCAGCAGCAGCCGGUCUCUCAGCUCGGACCUCUGCCCAGCGGAUGGGAAAUGCGCCUCACUAACACUGCAAGAGUGUAUUUCGUCGAUCAUAACACGAAGACCACAACCUGGGAUGACCCUCGUCUGCCUAGCUCGCUGGACCAGGGUGUGCCGCAGUACAAGCGUGACUUCCGCAGGAAGCUGAUCUACUUCCGAUCACAACCAGCACUGCGGAUCUUGUCAGGUCAAUGUCAUGUCAAGGUCCGACGCGGCAAUAUUUUCGAGGACUCGUAUGCAGAGAUCAUGCGCCAGAGCGCUACAGAUCUGAAGAAACGGCUCAUGAUCAAGUUCGACGGUGAGGAUGGUCUGGACUACGGCGGAUUGUCUCGCGAAUUCUUCUUCUUGCUAUCUCACGAGAUGUUCAACCCGUUCUACUGCUUAUUCGAGUACUCCGCCCACGACAACUAUACUCUCCAGAUCAAUCCACAUUCUGGCAUCAACCCCGAGCAUCUGAACUACUUCAAGUUUAUUGGGCGAGUGUCGAUGAUGCUGAGGAAGAAGGUUGCGAUCAAUGACAUGGAGGGUGUGGAUGAAGAGUACCACAAGAACUUGACAUGGACACUCGAAAACGACAUCACUGAUAUUCUGGAUCAAACCUUCUCGGUGGAAGAUGAGCAAUUCGGCGAAACAAAGACAAUAGACCUCAAACCUGGCGGACGUGACAUCCCUGUCACGAAUGAGAACAAGCGGGAAUACGUCGAACUAGUUACGCAAUGGAAAAUCCAAACCCGAGUCGAGGAGCAAUUCAACGCGUUCAUCACCGGCUUCAAUGAGCUCAUCCCUGCCGACCUGGUCAAUGUCUUCGACGAGCGUGAGCUCGAGCUCCUGAUCGGUGGCAUCGCUGACAUCGACGUCGAUGACUGGAAGAAGCACACCGAUUAUCGCGGCUACCAGGAGGGCGAUGAGGUCAUCCAGAACUUCUGGAAGAUCAUCCGCACCUGGGAUGCGGAGCAGAAGUCGAGAUUGUUGCAGUUUGCGACGGGAACGAGCAGGAUUCCCGUCAACGGUUUCAAGGAUUUGCAGGGAAGUGACGGGCCCAGGCGCUUCACGAUUGAGAAGGCUGGCGAAAUCAAUGCGCUGCCGAAGAGUCACACUUGUUUCAAUCGUCUGGAUCUCCCGCCAUACAAGAGCCAUGAUGUGCUGCAGAGCAAGCUAAGUACAGCCGUGGAGGAGACAUUGGGCUUUGGACAGGAGUAG